UCGGUACAUAAAAGUAUCGGCGACGUGGGUACGUAUAUACGUAUUUCGUAUUUAUGAGCCAAUGUGUCUUUUUAUUUUUGGGACCGGCCAAAGCUUUGAAGCACCCAAAGUCAACAAUCGGCGGAUCUUAUCCUACUCAGCCAACUCAGCCUUAUUCGUCAACACCACCACCACUUUUUAAGGCCACGACACCCAUUUCAUCCAGCACCGACAUUAAAUGUGACGAGAUUAACGUAACGGCGAAUAACGGCCUUCUUCGCCGACCUCCUUCCACCCUACCAAGGAGAGCAAUGCCCUAAGUUGCGAAGAUGCCGACCGCCGCGACAUCCUCCCACCUCUCCAACGCCGAGACCUUGUUCCUUACUGGCCUCGCCUUGGCCUGCGCCACCGUCCUUGUACGAACCUUUGAGGGUGAAGGUGAACCUCUGGUCGCAUCUCUGGCUCUUAGUGGCCUCGCAUUCGCCGCUAGCUAUGCUAUGAUACGAUGGCUUGGUCCUACCUUCAUCAAGGCUGGAUUGAAGGGUCGCGACUUAUCCAAGGUGAACAACAGCCAUUACAUCCCGGAAUGCAUGGGUGGCAUUUGCGCCGUGGUCUACAUACUCAUCAUCAUCAUCUUUAUUCCGUUCCCGUUUUACAAGGACAUUGUGGUCGCUACUAGUGGUGGUGGAAACCGUGAUGUAGUAAUGAACGCAGAGUUUGUUCAGAAGGGAAGAUUACUUCACAAGUUCCCGCAUAGCAAGCUGGCUUCCUAUCUCUCUGCGAUCAUAUCACUCCAAUCAAUCACUCUCCUUGGUAUCGGCGACGACCUAUUCGAUAUCCGCUGGCGGCACAAAUUCUUCAUUCCAGCAUUCGCUUCGAUCCCGCUCCUAGUCAUCUACUUCAUCGAUUUCGGUGUCACCUCGAUUGUACUCCCUACCUUCCUCCAACCCUACGUCGGUCGCGAGCUAUUCGACCUCGGUAUCCUCUACUAUGGAUACAUGUCAGCAUUCUCCAUCUUCAGUCCCAACAGCAUCAACAUCCUCGCCGGAAUCAAUGGAAUCGAAGUUAGCCAGAGUAUCGUUAUCGCCCUACUCUUAGCAUUCAACGAUGCCCUCUACCUACUCACACCAUACCCUCAUCCAGCGACCGACUCCCACUUAUUCUCCCUCUACUUCCUCCUACCAUUCCUGGGUGUCAGCUUCGCGCUGCUAAUUCACAAUUGGUACCCCGCCCGUGUCUUUCCCGGAGACACCUACUGUUACUUUGCCGGCAUGGUGUUCGUGGUGGUUAGUAUCCUAGGCCAUUUUUCGAAGACCCUGAUUCUCUUGCUGGUACCUCAGAUCUUCAAUUUCGUCUACAGCACACCUCAGCUAUUCGGACUGAUUCCGUGCCCGCGUCACCGCCUGCCGCACUUCAGCGCGCGAACUGGAUUACUCGAGCCUAGCGUAACGAAGUGGGAGAAGGAUAAGCAACCCCGCCCUAUCAUCGAUAAGGCCCUACGAUUAUUAGCGCAGUUCAAGCUCUUACGUCUCAAGGAAGACGAGCAAGGCCGCAUUGAAGAGACGAGCAACUUCACGAUUCUCAACCUCUGGCUAGUCUGGCGAGGUCCAAUGCGUGAGGACCGACUGGCUAUGGAGAUCACAAUCAUGCAGGCAGCACUAGGCCUUUUUGGCCUAUUCGUCAGACACCGUCUGGCUCUUCUGAUCUUUAGGGAAGAUAACCUAAAUAUUGGAAGCACCGUCUAGCCAUAAAAGCUGGAUUUGCCUGGAUUAUUCAUCCAAAGAUACCCCUUUGCAAUGUACAAGAAAAAAAAUAGAACGCGAGUUGACAUGUGGUUUCGCAGCCGAGCCACAUUGUAUAUAAUCGCAUACACAUGAAUAAACGCGAGACCCGGUACGCCGCAGGUCGCUGAUUUAUGAAAGACCAUCAAUGUGUCCUUUAGUAAA
Messenger RNA from Hypoxylon trugodes, 1925 nucleotides. Its product is annotated as glycosyl transferase family 4-domain-containing protein. The transcript is spliced from 2 exons. Lineage: Eukaryota; Fungi; Ascomycota; Sordariomycetes; Xylariales; Hypoxylaceae. Gene Ontology annotation, biological process: dolichol-linked oligosaccharide biosynthetic process; protein N-linked glycosylation. The record is from RefSeq and is a predicted model, not a curated record. Bases 309 to 1724 code for a protein of 471 amino acids. Gene Ontology annotation, cellular component: membrane. Gene Ontology annotation, molecular function: UDP-N-acetylglucosamine-dolichyl-phosphate N-acetylglucosaminephosphotransferase activity.